AUGAGUGCUCCGCCGCAAAUACCACCGCGACCGUCGCGAGCCCAGAAUUCGACGCCCAACUCGACCCAUAUGGACGUCCCCAAGAUUCCCCCGCGUCCGAAGCGCAGCAUCGACCGCUCCGUUUCUCCCAACCGGGACGCCUUCGCUCGUUCUCCACUAAACGACCCGUCGUUCCUACACACUGGACAGCCUCACAAGGAGUCCCAUCUCGCUGCCGAGCUGCCAGCCCGCCCUCCCAGCGUCAGUCUGCCUUCGCUCGGCGAGGAAGGCUCCGAGUACGCCAGCUUCGAGGACCUCUCCAAGACGCUCACAAAUCAGAGCCAGAGCGGCGAAGCGCCUGAGCAGACAAAGCAGGUAGCCGGCGACCUGCCGCUUCAUGCGCCCAAAGCAUCUCUUCCGGCCUCGUCCGCGAAAAGCAGAAUCCAGACGGUGACUCGCACCGAUUCAGAUCAAGCUGCGGCUGCUGGCUUUGGCACGCAGCUGGCUCCGGAAGGAAAGCCCUCGGGUGACUCCAGCCGCUCAGUCUCAUCGCGUCCUAGCUCUGUAUACAAGGACGACGACGAGCAUGGCAUUCCUGAGAUAGGUGUCCAGGUGCCCAUGUACCCGAACGCGGGAGACGUGCAAGCCCCGACACCUUCACCGUACGAGCAGGGAGUGCCGACGGGCGUCGGCUUCUUCAACAAGGGGGAUAAGCCCCGCCAUCAUAGUAGGACGAAGAGCGGCCGCGAGAUCUUUCAUGGUCCUCCCGGCAGCUACGGUCUGCAUGGUCACGGCAAGAUCGGCAACGACGAGUUCGAGCAGAAUUGGUACAAGAAGCAUCCUGAGGAUUUGAAGCGUGAGAAGGCUGGCGAGUACGGUCCGCAUAUUCAGGAGAACCGGAAGGAUUACCACUGGGGCGGGGAGAAGCUCGAUAAGCUCGUGCGCAAUGCUGGCGCCCAUGGUGUUGGAUUGGGUACGCUUUUCAUGGUCCCUGCGUCAACUUACGGUACUUCUAGGGAUGCUGUCAGUACUCCAGAUGAGCAGAUCGGCUACAUGGCGAGCGAGGAAUAUGCAUCGCGCAUGGCCUCCCCGAGGCCCAAGUCAUCCGGUCGCCCAGGCUCAAUAAGUGAGAAGGGAGCAGCUCCGGUCGCCGAAUCUCCUUUACGCCAGACGAAUUUUCCCGCCGACGUUCUCACCAAGCAGAAGACCCACGAAAACGAAGCCGAAGAGGACAUUAUCCAUAUCGACCACCCAAAUCGUAGAGAGAGCAAGAUCCACGGAGGUGGAUAUGACCCACCCACUCACGAUCUGGGUCGAAAGGCUGGUAACACUGAUGAAGAAGGCGGCUGGGUUUCUGAACGCGGUUACGGUACUCCCAUCCUCGCGUCAGACGAGAUCAAGAAGGACCCUGUCUCAGCAUGGAGGCAACCCGCAGUUCCCCCUGAGCAGGAGCGUCGUGGCAGUGGCGAAUACACUAUCAACGAGGGUGGCACCCCGGCGUACAUUACCAAACAGCGCACUCACAGUCGCACUCAUAGCAGGAGUUCUAGUAGGAACAGCAACCAUGCCAAUCCGUCGCGAAUUAUAUCUCCACAACAGUUCGACCGCAGCGGCACACCUCUCGAUUCAAUGAAGGAGUAUGAGCCUCUGUUUCCAGAGGACGAUGAGGCCCCAAAGAAAGCCAAGUCCCCCCUCGACAGGAUCAUGAAGCGACCCGACCUUGCUCGCCACCACUUCCCUAGCCAAGACGUGUGGGAAGAUACCCCAAGCAGCCUUCAGCUUGAGACUACGGUGGACACCCCUCAAGCCCCCGAGGAACCGAAGACCGCAGGAGCCGAGCCGGAUGCCAGCCAGGUCUUCGAGAAGCCGCAGACUGAGCAAGCGCGCAAGGAACACAUCACCAAAGAGGACCAGCAGUCAUUUUUGCCCGAGCACACAAAGAAGUUUGCAAACAAGCAUCUGAAGAAUGUAUCUAGUGAUGGUCGUCCUGGUGUGCAGCGUUUUCCUAGUCAAGAUAUUUGGGAGGACACACCCGAGCACUUCCACCUAGAGACCACCGUCAGCACUCCUCAGACACCAGAGACAAAUGAGUACGCAGAUGACUCGCCUGUUGUCGAGAAGUCUACCAUCCCGGCCAGGCCUAAUGUUCCCACUCGUCCGCAGGCCGCAAAAGAGACCUCACCAGUCGACAAGAAGGCACCCGUUAUUCCAGAACGGCCCAAACCUCAAGUUCCUGCACGCCCUAGCAAACCCUUGACUAAGUCUUCAGAGAAGGUACCUACAGUAGGAGCCUUCCCUGACGAAAAGGGCAACACUGGGGCAGAUCCUCAGCCAAAGGCCAAGCCUCCCGUACCUGCCCGCCCAGGCGGAUCUAAGAUUGCAGCGCUACAAGCUGGCUUCUUGAAAGACCUGAACAGCAAACUCGGUCUCGGCCCGCCAAAGGUGAAGGAGCCAGAAGCUGAGAAAGAAGAAGAGCCACCCAAGCCUCUAGAGGAUGCUCGUAAGAGCCGCGCCAAGGGCCCGCAGAGGCGAAAGCCUACGAAGUCGCCUGCUCCCGCGGCGACAAUUACUGCUGAAGUUGCCGUUCCACCGCAGUCUCUGUCCGUUGGUAUUGUAAGCACGCUCUGGCAGAUUGGUGAGAGCGGCGAUGUCGAAGUCCCGACCGCAGAACUGAGCGCAAAACUGCACGCAGCGCUUAAGCCGACUACAUCCGCCACUUCCGAAAAAUUGACUCCGACCACAUCCGCCAGCUCAGAUAAGAUAGCUCCUCCCGGUACAGAAGAGUUUAAGGACACUGAGCACAUACUAGAGAGGGAAAAGCACGUCGAACCCGGCGAAGCUUCCCUCGAGCCCGCCACCAUCAAGCAGGCUGAGCUUAGCGUCGCGGUCGCAGAGCCUGAGGCCGAAGUGUCAGAUGAAACCAUCGAGGAUCAGACCGCGGGUAGAACAGAUCGUAUCACUGUUGAUCCGAUGGAAGCGGAGCCCAAUAUCGAGGACAAGGUGCCUGGUGGUAGGCUGUCGGCUGAGGAGCAGAGGGAUUUGCAAAGGGAAAUUGAGGAGGAGACGAAGGAGAAGUUGGCGGUGGGUGGGGGUGAGGGGAAGGCUGGGGAAGUGAAGGCGGAGAAGGGGAGUGAGGGGCAAUGGGAGGUCCUUUGA
Molecule: messenger RNA, 3135 nt
Organism: Didymosphaeria variabile
Lineage: Eukaryota; Fungi; Ascomycota; Dothideomycetes; Pleosporales; Didymosphaeriaceae
Exons: 2
Coding region: 1-3135 (1044 amino acids)
Source: RefSeq, a predicted model, not a curated record